AUGGGAAAGUAUCUACUCUUCACGAUUUAUAUUACUAUAUCAACAUUGUCAAUCGAUGUAAAUGGAGAUAACUACUGCAAGUUGGAUGACUCCGACUUUCCAAAACUUGAAGAACUGAGAUUGAUUGACGGCAACAUAGCAACGAUUUCUCCCGCUAUAUUAUCCAAUGUCAGCGACAAACUUGAAGAACUAUCUGUGAUAGACAGAAUAACCGUCAUCGAGCCAAAAUCCUUUGCAAGACUUUAUAAUUUGAUGGAACUUACGGUGAACGGAGGUCAGUUGUUCAAUCUAUCAUCUGACAUGUUUGACGGCCUCAGAGGUCUGACAUAUCUGGACUUGUCAGACAAUGGGAUCGAGGUAUUCUCUGAGGAUACUUUCAGUAUACUGCCCCAAUUGAGAAUCCUCCGAUUGCAGAACAACAGAAUCAGUCAAAUCAAAGCUGGAACCUUUUUCGGGGUGAAACUCCGUGACAUUAACCUGGCGAACAACACAUUGAAACAUAUAUCGGGUGGAGUCUUCAAUCGUUCCAGAAAUCUGAAAAAGUUGAGUCUCCGCUCCAAUCGCAUAGAAAUCGUCCACUCCAGAAUGUUCUCAGGAUGUCGUAAACUUAACAGUUUGUCUUUAGAGGAUAAUAACAUAUACCACAUCGAUCCACAGUCUUUUCGUAGGCUACGUCUCGAUUCGUUGAAUCUGGAGAAUAAUAACAUAACUUUUUUGGAUAAUAACACUUUUAAAGGCCUCCAUGUUUAUGGUCUAGUAGAUCUCAGAGGAAACAACAUGACUGAAAUCAUGCCACGGGCCUUUGGGGACUUACUUGCUAAGUGGGUAUUGUGUUGUUACCGUAAUGCGAGCCAAGUUGAGGUGGAAAGCUGGAAUAGAGCUGCUUCAGUUGAGCAGUUUGUCAUCGAUGAUUGUACUGUACGAGUCUGA
Molecule: messenger RNA, 930 nt
Organism: Diachasma alloeum
Lineage: Eukaryota; Metazoa; Arthropoda; Insecta; Hymenoptera; Braconidae
Product: leucine-rich repeat-containing protein 15-like
Exons: 2
Coding region: 1-930 (309 amino acids)
Molecular function (GO): protein binding
Source: RefSeq, a predicted model, not a curated record